Paracoccidioides lutzii Pb01 is the source of this 1143-nucleotide messenger RNA. RefSeq lists its product as hypothetical. Bases 1 to 1143 code for a protein of 380 amino acids. The transcript has 5 exons. The record is from RefSeq and is a predicted model, not a curated record.
AUGGCUUCACAAAAUAAUGACCGUGUUGUAUGGCUAUGUCUAGGCGUCACUCUCUUCUUUGCAGUCCGCGGGAUUGCUUCUGAGCUCCAUAGAAUCAGGGAGCUCACUGCAAUCAGGAAAGGAGCUAAAGAUGACCAGGUAAUUGGUGAAGGAACCGAGGAUGAAACUCUGCAGAAGUUAUCUGAAAGCACGAGUUUCGAUCUCCGAGUAGCGGCAUUAAGGAUUAUAUCCGAAAGAUCGACUAAAGGAUCUACUCGGGAUCUACUUCUGGAAGACCUCUCAAGCAAGGAUCCAUCUCUCCGCAACAAAGCUUUGAAUGCUCUAUAUUUUUUGGUCUCCAAUAGGUCUUUGUCCCGUUCGUCAGUCUCCAGCCGACUGAAAGACCUGCCCACCUAUACUGCCCUUGUCGAUUGUCUGUGUAACUUUCUCCCAGAGCAUAAAGAAGAGAACAACAAUUCAGUUUCACCAAUUCUUCCUAUAACACGGCCACAGGGCGAGAAGAAAGCCCUAAUUACUCUUGACAUUAUCCUAAGAGAAAACAUCCCCGCUGCGUUAAAGGCUGGCGUUAUCAGCCGAUGGCUUUCGAAAUAUCCAUUUCCCUGCGUCAUCCAUGACGAAUCCAAAAGAGUAGACGUGGUCCUCUUAACGAAAACGUGGUGCACAGAUGACGCGGUAAUGAGUUCUAUCGUCGGUACCCUCUCCUCCCACCAAGAGGGCAUCAAUCAGCUGCGGAAAUACGGGCUCAUGGGUAGUAGAAUGGAAGAGCAUACAGGUAGUAUAUAUGAUGACGAAAUUGGUGAUAGUGAUGAUGACAGCGGUAGUGAUAGCGAUGUCUGGAUGGUUGGUGGUGAAGAUACCGCCGGCUUAUCAUCGUGGACGGAGGGGCGACGACGUCAGGAAAGGACAACUGAAGAACAAGCGCUGCGGCGGCGACGGAGGGAAGCCAUGGUUUUCAGUGAAGGUGGACGACCUUUGGGGAGAGACGAUAUUAUACAUCCUGUUCGGAGUAGGAUGGACGAGGAGAUCGAAGCUGAGUUAGAACUGUUGGCGGAUGAGGUUGAUCGCGAUCUUCUUGAAGAAGAGUUAGAAGCUGAAAGACAGGGGCGGACACGACGAUCAUGGCUGAUGUGGCCUCUGUGGUGA